AUGCAGUUUGUGGCGGAUGGCGUCUUCUACGCGGAGCUGAACGAGCUGCUGGUCCGCGAGUUGGCAGAGGAUGGGUACUCCGGCGUGGAGGUGCGCGUCACCCCCCUGCGCACUGAGAUCAUCAUCCGUGCCACCCGCACCCAGGGCGUGCUUGGCGUGAAGGGCCGCCGUAUCCGCGAGCUGACCAGCGUGGUCCAGAAGCGCUUCAAGUUCCCUGAGGGCGCGGUGGAGCUGUAUGCUGAGAAGGUGGCCAACCGCGGGCUGUGCGCCGUGGCCCAGGCCGAGUCCCUGCGCUACAAGCUGCUGGGCGGCCUGGCCGUGCGCCGCGCCUGCUACGGCGUGCUGCGCUUCGUCAUGGAGGCCGGCGCCAAGGGUUGCGAGGUCAUCGUCUCCGGCAAGCUGCGCGCGCAGCGCGCCAAGUCCAUGAAGUUCAAGGACGGGUACCAGGUGUCCAGCGGCAACCCUGUGCGGGAGUACAUCGACGCCGCGGUGCGGCACGUGCUGCUGCGCCAGGGCGUGCUGGGCAUCAAGGUGAAGAUCAUGCGCGAGUGGGACCCCACUGGAAAGGUCGGACCUCGCACACCGCUGCCCGACGUCGUCACCGUCCUCACGCCCAAGGAGGAGGAGGUGGCGGCGCUGCCCGCCCCCGUGGAGGCCUAG
Auxenochlorella protothecoides is the source of this 660-nucleotide messenger RNA. RefSeq names its product 40S ribosomal protein S3-3. Gene Ontology annotation, biological process: translation. Gene Ontology annotation, molecular function: RNA binding; structural constituent of ribosome. Gene Ontology annotation, cellular component: cytosolic small ribosomal subunit; nucleus. The record is from RefSeq and is a predicted model, not a curated record. Bases 1 to 660 code for a protein of 219 amino acids. The transcript is spliced from 2 exons. NCBI's taxonomy places the organism in Eukaryota, Viridiplantae, Chlorophyta, Trebouxiophyceae, Chlorellales, Chlorellaceae.